Molecule: messenger RNA, 4808 nt
Organism: Paramormyrops kingsleyae
Lineage: Eukaryota; Metazoa; Chordata; Actinopteri; Osteoglossiformes; Mormyridae
Gene: ciz1b
Product: cdkn1a interacting zinc finger protein 1b
Cellular component (GO): nucleus
Molecular function (GO): nucleic acid binding; zinc ion binding
Source: RefSeq, a predicted model, not a curated record
GGCUUUUUCGGUGAAACGACGCAGGAAAGACUGUCGUCGACUCUUCAUUGUAAACAUUUUGGCGAGACGUACGGCAGCAGCUGAAGCGGGUUGAUGUGCUCUGGUCUGCGCAACGGCUCAGGGGCCCGGUCGACGCGUCCUGGUUCGCGUUAUAGUUUUCAGAUGGUCCAGCGUUAUAGCCGAAGCCGGGGACACGGUCCGUCGCUGAGAUAAGCGGCUAGCCUUAGCCGAAUAGCUACUUCAACAGCGGAAAGCUGUUUUUUUCUUUUACCGGGAGACGGCAGCAUAAAACAAGGCAACAUGUUCAGUCACCAUCACCAGCAGCAGCAGCAGCAGUUCCACCAGCACCUGCGGCAGCUCCAGCAGCUCUUCCAGCACCAGCAGCCGCCGCCGCCGCCUCCUCCUCCGCCACCACCGCCGCCGCCGCCCUCCUCACACCACAUCGCGCAUCACCACCACCAAGGAAACCGGCCCUUGGCCGCUGCAGCCCCAGCGCCUCCCCCGGCUCCCCCCCCGCCUCGGGUGGUCAACCUGUGCUCCCCCACCCCGGCCACCAUCAUCGCUGCCAACCCCAUGCUGCAGGGAGCCUUGCUCAUGCAGCAAAUGCAAGGAAAUCUUCGGGGGUUUGCGGUGGGGGGGCAGCAGUUCGCGCAGUUCUUCCCCGCCGGGGCCCGGCCUUCGCUUCUCGGCCCCGUUCCUAUGGGCGUGGCCAUUAAGACCCCCCACAUGGGAUUUCCCCCUCGACAUUACCACCCUCAGGCACGCUAUUUCAAUAAGGACUUUGCCACGCGGCUUCCCCUGAGGAAGCGUGAAAAUGAGCAGAGAGCAGCGGCCAGCACAGAUAAGCAGCCUGGAGGGAGCAGCAGCAGGGAGGGCGAGGCCGACGAAAGGCCCGCAGACACAGAGCAGAGAGCGGAGGUGCUGGAUGGACACGAGCCCACGUCCGAGGAGCAGCAGGGAGAACCAGCCUCUAAGAAGCAGAAGACUGAAGGGUCUGAGGCUGAAGUAGAGGAGCUUCCAGGGGCAGACAGCGGUGCAAGGCCAGAUUAUGAUGGCCUGGAAGAGGAAACAGAGCCUGGAGACUGCCUCCUGCUGGAUGAGGGGGGAAGUACAGCUGGCACAGAGGCAGUGGAAUUUGUGGAAGAAAGCAGAGCGACCGAGGUGUUGGGCGUGGGGGCGUCCCUCAAGGUCACCAUCCAGCAGAGCAGCGAGAGCCGUGCCUUCAGCACGGGGCUGGAGGAGCUGUGUGGGCCCACUGGGGGGGCCGCGGUCAGCCAGAGCGACAGCAAGGACUCCGCCAGAGAGGGGGGCAGCAAGUUCUUCUGCUACAUCUGCAACAUCACUUGCCACAACCAGCAGAACUUCCAGAGCCACAUGAACGGCUUGGCCCACCAGCAGCGCAUGAUGGAGAUCCAGCACAUGAGCAAUGCCUGCCUGGUCACCCUGCUGCCCCGCGUCCAGGACUCCCUGCAGGGCAGCCGCAAGGAGGGGGAGUGGAAGCCGGCUCUGCAGCGGUGGUGUACAACCUGCCAGAGCCACUUCUCUGGAGACCUCAUCGAGCACCGCAGGACCAAGGAGCACAAGCUGUCCAAGCACUCGUCGCGGCCCUUCUGCACGGUCUGCAGACGCCACUUCAGGACCCCCCGCAAGUUUGUGGAGCACAUGAAGUCACCAGAGCACAAGCAGAGGGUGGAGGAGCUGCGGGAGGAUGGUGGACCGGAGGUCCUGGAGGAACUGAUUACCGUAGAUGCGGUGGGAUGCUUUGAAGGAGAGGAGGAUUAUGAGGAGGAGACCAAUGAGGAGGAGGAAGGGGAAGAGGAGGCCCAAAUCCACUCUCAGAUAGAGCAGGCAGGGCAGCCGGCCCAGAAGGAGGUCGCUCUGGAAGACAUGGCGGACGACGAGCAGUACAACUCGGACACUCAGUACGGCUCCAGCUUCGUCGUCCCAGUGGCUGGCUUCCUCUGCAGGCUUUGUCACAAGUUCUACCAUUUUGAGUCCACAGCCCGGCUUUCACACUGCAAGUCCCUCACUCACUUUCAGAACCUGCAGAAGUACAGGGCUUUAAGAAAUCAGGAGGACAAUGUCACAGAGGAUCCAGCAGAGUCAGGAAGCUGCAGAAGCACAACAGAAGACCACGGAGCCCAAGAUGAAAUCGCACACGAUGAGAAGGACAAGGUUAGUGGCGAGAUGAGUGAUGGCUGCACCACGCCCGCCUCGGAUUGCAGCACUCUCGUGAGCCGCAUAUCCUCAGCUAGUCCUGAUGACGCACCUGAAAAGCCAGAUGGUUCCAGACAAGGCGCAGUGCUGCAUUUGGAGAGCCGGAGCUGCAGUGAUGCUGUUUUGCCAAACCCCUCUGUCACCAGACAGGCCUCUGUGAGAACCUGCUCCAAAGAGAAGAUACCUGAGCUUGCUAUAAAUGAGCCAGUAGGGUCUGAGGAGGACAAGUUCACAGCUAGAGCAGAGACUUCCGAGGGAGGGGCCCCUCUCAUCACGGGCAACAGAGUAGAGAAAGAUCUGGCCCAGGCAGAUCCACAGCCAGAUGCCACUGGCCAGGAUGUGGAUGGGGAGGAGAGGUCAGCAGCGGGAGAGCAGGAGGAUCAGGUGGGGGAGGCCGAAUCUGUGGCUGAAGACAAGCCGGCCGCAGGACGCAAACAGGCAGCUUCGAGGAGGAGGUCAGCCAGGACCUCGCGGAGACGCUAAGGCUGGCUGAGCCAGGAGCUGCAAGCACAGAUCUCCACCACCAUUACAGGGCAUUUCUGAUGGGUCACUGGGGGAGGACAAAGACGGAUCCUCGCCAACACGCAGCCCAUCGACUGACACACCAACCGCCGAACCGGGAAGCUGUGUAUAACCUGCAUCUGCUAUUAAGGACUUUUCGAAUAGAUUUUUAAUACAGGAAGGAGAAGCCUGUCGAUUUUAAUGGACCCGUUCACUGGGUAUAUUUUACAAUUCAAAGGGAAUGGAGGUGUAAUCCUCAUGGUUUAGUUUACUAGCGUGACUGAAACCUUGAAGUGUGAUGAAGAAAAGAAGUAUUGCAUGUAACUCCCAGUUCAUGUAUGUGCUCAUCUUCAGUGUGAUGCAGAGCGUUGGUGGGGAAGGGAGACGCACUCACUGAACUGAGCUGCAUGCUUUUUUGUGAACUUUAGAAGUAGGCGCAUUCAAACGGAAGGUCCAUCCAUAUGACCGGUCACCGUUUUACUUAAAAAGAAGCUUCUGGAAAAAAAAAAAAAAAAGAUGUUGAUUCUGCUGUUGUCUGAACGUGGAGUGUAAUGUUUCGGAGUCCAGCUUGCUGUUAUCUCUCAGCACUCAGGCAGGGAAUUCAGGAACUGUGAAUAAAAAUGUCCCAGGUUUUCAUUUAAGAUGUAAAAUGUAAGAGGAGUAUCACUCGGCCGCAGUCCCCUGACAUUUCUGCUCCCUGAAACUGAUUCCAGCAGAGUAGUGUUUUAGCGAUGAGUGUUUGAGCGAUGGUUAGGAGAGCAUUUUAUAGCUUGGAGAUGUUCUGCUCUUGGGAGACGUUUGGAGAAACACGAGCUGCUCUUCAUCCUACUCGUGCUAUCAGUCAUUCCCAACAGUGAAGUCAAACAUGAAUAAUUAGUGUAUGUGACUGCUGGAGGUAUUGAGUGUCCGCAUUGGGAAACUCCAAGGGGGUGGCUCACUGAGAGGAGAUGGCGGACUUCCACACUGCUAACGUUUUCACGCGCCCAGUGCCUUUCUUUCAUUGUGCAGGUAGAAGUUCUUUUCUAGCUUUCUAUGGAGACCAUCAGCGUUGUCCUGAAAAUCAGAUGACCACCACCAGUAAUGAGAAUCGUCUGCUUUUUACUGGUUUACUACAACUACUGUCAGUACUUUGGUGGAUAGCGUAGUGUAGCCUGAUAACAGUGACUCUCGGUAAUUAUAAAGUGCUCUCUACAUAAAAGUAUUUGUCAUACCUGAACUCCCAAUCUUAAAUUGGCAAAGUAAAUCAAUUUAACUUAUUCUAAUAAGAAACUGGGAAAGAACAUCAUUUCUGGUUUGGGGCCAUUAAAGUAGUGUGAUACACAUAACUAUUUGUUGUUAAUUACAUUGCAAUUGGGAAACUGAAUUUUUGAAUGAAUAAUAGAAUGAAUUAAUGAAAUAACCUUUUACAUACUUGAUGUACCUUUACCUUUAUUUCUUAAAAGAUGUAUAGCCUCUAACUACUUAGAUUCAGCUGCUAGAUAAAUGUCGUAAUUGCGUAGUUAAACGCCAUUCUUCAAAAAUGAGCUUGACUUCUAAAAAGACCACGUGUAUAGAGGCACCCAAUCCAGCUAAUCUAGGGGCUCCACUCAGUUCCUGUGCUUUGCUCUUUGAUUUGAAUCGGUCAUUAAAAAUGAAUUUAUGGUCUAGAAGAUGUUGGAGUCCAACCUGUAACAGUCAGGCUUGGACGUCAAUACACAAAUCCAGAAAGGUGCUGAAGUUAUAAUCCCGUUUGUAUUGCAGAGGCUGACAAAGAGGUUUUACUCCUUGCUUGCAGGUUAUAAAGGCGUUCCUGAAACGACUGAAUGAACUUGGUAUUUCUAAUAUGUUGAUUUAAGAUUGUUUGGUAAUUUGUGAAUAUUUAAGCUGUCUUCAGCAUGGAAUACGGUGAGUCACGCAUUUGAAUCAAGCGACAGUUCAGUGCUGCUCUCACGCAGGAGCCGAGCGGCAUGAUUUUCAUAAGAACCACUUAUUUUCCUAUAAUGUUUAUUUUUUUCCUUCAAACUGUAAAACAAAAAAUGGAAACAUUUUCGUUUUUAUCAUAUGGAAUUAUUUGUUUGAUUUUAGUUAAUUAAAGUAUUUGGUGAUUUGUU